Molecule: messenger RNA, 1497 nt
Organism: Daktulosphaira vitifoliae (grape phylloxera)
Lineage: Eukaryota; Metazoa; Arthropoda; Insecta; Hemiptera; Phylloxeridae
Product: nuclear cap-binding protein subunit 2-like
Exons: 5
Coding region: 220-1323 (367 amino acids)
Biological process (GO): protein targeting to membrane; peptidyl-L-cysteine S-palmitoylation; mRNA cis splicing, via spliceosome
Cellular component (GO): nuclear cap binding complex; Golgi apparatus; endoplasmic reticulum
Molecular function (GO): protein-cysteine S-palmitoyltransferase activity; RNA cap binding
Source: RefSeq, a predicted model, not a curated record
UUUUUAUUAUUAACUGAUUAGAUAACAACUAUCCAAACAACGCCGAAUUAUUCUUUGAAUUGAAAUUCCUGAGUUAUAAAUAUUGCUAAAACAGUUUAAAUAUUUUAAAAUAAAAACAGUUCUUUCAAACUACGUACUCAUUAGUUGUUAUUGAAUUCAACCUCAAAAAGACAUAAAAUAAUGUGUUAUUUCAUUGGAAUAUGAUAUUUUUUCUUUCAAAUGAAUAAUAAUCAAUCUGAUAAUUUGAAUUGCUGUGAAUACAUUAAUAUGAAUGAUGAGAAGUCCACUAUAAUAUCAGAUAUUUGUAACUGUCCACCAUGUGGAAAUUGCUGUUUAUUAAGUUGCCCACCAUCUAGAAGCAUUGAUAUCAAUACAAUGAUAGCUAACAUUCAAGAUCAUUUACGCGUACCAUGGCGUGGUGGAGCGAGACGUAUUUCUUUGGAUGCUGCUAUUCCUUUAAUAUUUUUUCCACUAACUUUAUACAUAGCUGCUCUAGGAUUUUGGCAAACAGUUAUUCUUUUUCCUUUAGUUACCUUAAUCUUAUACUUUGUUCAUAUUUCAAUUAAAAAAUAUAAAUGUCCUACGAAGUUUUUUUAUGUUUGGACUUUAGUAUCGGCAUUUUUAGUGUUUAUAAUAUUUCAACUAUUGGUUGUACCAAUGUUAGAUAUUAAUACUAAUGAAAAUAUUAUUAUAUUAGUUAUAAUGGCAGCAACUGCUUGGUGUUUUUAUACUUCAAAAAAAUAUGCCAUAAAUUCUCACAUAAAGCAAGACUUUGAAAUGACAACUUCUCAUGAUACAAGCGAAAAUGCCAUUUUAUUAAAUGAGACAAAUGAUACUUCUUGUGAAAUUUGUAGACAAAUUGUACCUUCUAGGACAUAUCACUGUUUUAUAUGUAAAACUUGUAUAAGAUAUCAACAUGUACAUUCUUAUUGGAUUGACUGUUGUAUUGGUAAAUAUAAUAGGAAACCAUAUAUUGCAGGACUAAUUUUAGGUACUAUCAUGCUAGCAUUUUUAUCCAACCUCAUUCUUACAACAUUAUGUCACCCUUUUAAUGUUUUUGCAACGAUUAUGUUACCGGAUGAUUGUAGUGAUGUAUAUUUUGAUAUUAUGUAUGGUAUAUGCUUUGUAACUGGAUUGUAUUGUUCUGCAGUUGCUGGUAUUUUAUUUUGUAUGAUUAUUUAUGAGAUAUUUAUUAUAUCAAUGGGAAUUACCAAUUAUGAAUAUCAGGCAUGUAUUAAAAGAACUAAUAAUCAGUUCUUUUGGUCCAGACAUAUUUUAAGUAACUUAUUGUCAAAUUGGAAAGAUUUUUUUAGUAAUUUUUGAUUUUUUUAUCUUCAAUACACCAUUGUUACAAAUUUUGCAAUAUUGAGUUAAAUAAUAUUAUGUUAAACUCAUAAAGUUUUUAUGAAAUCAAUUAUGUAACUAAAACAAUUGUACUACUAAAUAACAUUAAAGUACUAAAAAUAGCAAAAAACUAUUGUAAUUUCAGUAUUAAAA